AUGCAAGGGUGGGAGGUACUCAUGAAGGAGGUGAGUGAGGUGCGCAACAGGAUCAAAAAGGAGAGGGAGGAGGUGCAGCAGCGGCAGCAAGGGGAGGGGGUGGAGGAGGAGGGGAAGGUUCAUCACUCAAAGUCUGGAAUCAAGAUGACCUCCAGCUGCUCAUCAAAGCCGUCAACCUCCUCCCUGCCGGCACAACAAAGAGGUGAGGCCAUAACCCUUCAGGUUACAUCCUGUACUUACUUGCUGCUAGGUGAACAGGGGCUACACAUGAAGAGAUUCUCCCAGGACUUGAACCCAUGCCUUCUCGGUUGUGAGCCGAGCAUGCCUGACACUAAGUGGUGUGCAUGUGGGAGGUUGUGGCAGAGUAUAUCAACCAACACAGCCACCAGCAUCACCAGGCUGGCCAAGGAGGUGCUCAAUAAGGCCAAGGAGCUGCAACACUCAGACAAGCACAUGAGGGAGGCAGCCAACAAGAAUGCCUACCACAGCAUGGAGAAGGCACAGGCUCGGCAGGUGAUCAGCAACACCACAGCCUCCCAGAGAUAUGACACACCACAGGAGAUGCUGGGGAUGAACACUGCUGCUUGGGGAGCUGAGGAACAGAGGUUGCUGGAGCAAGCCCUCAAGACCUAUCCAGUCUCUACUCCUGACCGCUGGGACCGCAUUGCCAAGUGUGUCCCCAACCGAACCAAGAAAGACUGCAUGAGGCGCUAUAAGGAGCUUGUUGAGAUGGUGAAGGCAAAGAAGGCGGCUCAGGCUGCUGCAAUGGGAAAGAAUGCCACUUUUGGACUACCUGAAUUGGAGGACAGCUACAUAUAUUGA
This is a messenger RNA of Scylla paramamosain (green mud crab), 822 nucleotides long. Its product is annotated as dnaJ homolog subfamily C member 2-like. Gene Ontology annotation, molecular function: Hsp70 protein binding; ribosome binding. The record is from RefSeq and is a predicted model, not a curated record. Gene Ontology annotation, biological process: 'de novo' cotranslational protein folding; regulation of translational fidelity. Gene Ontology annotation, cellular component: cytosol. The transcript has 7 exons. Bases 1 to 822 code for a protein of 273 amino acids. NCBI's taxonomy places the organism in Eukaryota, Metazoa, Arthropoda, Malacostraca, Decapoda, Portunidae.